CGGUGGUAUAGUACUUCCGGUGCAGCUGCAUUUCUGCGGCCAUCGGCUGACGGCACGGAAGUGCGGGUGAAUGCUGUGCGAUGCCCUUGGAGGUCACGUGGCCCUUCCCACAAUGCCCCCGGCUGGGCUGGAGAAUAUCCAGCAGAGUGGUCAUGGGCAUGGUGGGCUCAUACAGCUACCUUUGGACCAACUAUUUUAACUCUUUGGUGGUGCACAACCAGGAUGUUUUGAUGGACCUGGUUGAUGAGCGUCCUCAGGACACGCCUCUUAUCACAGUGUGCAAUCAUCAAUCUUGUAUGGAUGAUCCACACAUCUGGGGAGUCCUGAAGCUCCGGCAUCUGUGGAGCUUUAACAGGAUGAGAUGGACACCUACUGCCUCUGACAUCUGUUUCACAAGAGAACUGCACUCCAGCUUCUUCAGCAGAGGGAAAUGUGUGCCUGUUGUUAGAGGAGAUGGAGUAUAUCAGAAAGGAAUGGAUUUCCUCGUGGAAAGGCUGAAUCAAGGGGAGUGGGUGCACUUAUUUCCAGAGGGUAAAGUUAACAUGACUGGAGAGUUCAUGAGGAUAAAAUGGGGAAUCGGGCGUUUGAUUGCAGAGUGCUCUCUUCACCCAAUCAUUUUACCCAUGUGGCAUGUAGGUAUGAAUAAUGUUUUACCGAAUCAAACACCAUACAUCCCUCGAGUAGGACAGCGAGUAACUGUUGUAGUUGGAAAGCCGUUCACAGUCAGACAUCUGGUAAAUGCCCUGAGAGCUGACAACACAAGUCCGAUGGAAAUGCGGAAAACACUGACAGACUUUAUUCAAGGGGAGUUUCUCAGUUUGAAAGCCCAGGCGGAGGCGCUUCAUCACAGGAUACGGAAACACUCGUGACCCAUGGAGGGACGUUUUACAGAAUAAAGGGCUAUUCAGGACAUUACCCAUUAGCUAACCCGGGCCUUACAACUCAGCGUAGACACUGAGGAGAAACAAUCAUACAGAUGACUACACCCAAAGAGGUUUACAGCAUCCUUUUAAGUAAAAUUAUAUCCAUGGGUGUCCGUUCGUUUAUGUGUGGACAGUCAGACAUGGGCUAAAGGAAAACAUAUUUUGUUUUUGUAGAGGAGUUACACCUCUAUAGAGAAAGUAAAUUAAUUUUGAGCAAUGUGCAGGACUUCAGGAGACAUGUUGUGUGCAAAUCAGUGACUGGAAAUGCCUUGUAGACUGUGAAGCAGGAUAUGUUGCAUUCUUACAGUCAUUUUAUUUUUAUUUUAAUUGUACAGAAUACUUCAACCAUCAAAAAUAGCAGCAUUUAGAAUGAUGAAGUAACUCUUUUACAUCAUAGCAUGUCAGCGAGUCACUCUUUUUUUCUUUGUAUGGAGUUUCCUAAACAUCUGAAUUUGUAUGCGCAGUUGUCAUAGCUGGAUCAGUGAUUAUCGUGACAAGAAGUCAAAUUCUUGAUUUAAAGUGGGACUGCUGAAGCAUUUAGUAAUUUUUUUAAUUACAGAUUGAGACAUUUUAAAUGGAAGAUACUAGCUGUUAGAUUUUUUAUAUUUGAUACGGUAUUUGACUGUAAAUAUACUGUAAAUACAGAAUAAUUAAUACAGAAAUACUGUAAAUACAGAAUUAUUUCAGAAUAGGCAUUUGUGCCUAUUGCGGAAUAUAAUUAUUCCCGUUUGCCAUGUCAACUGAUGAAACAGACAGAAUACUUUAAUAUCUGAUGUACUAUGAUCUCUAAACAAAAUCAUAAACAUGAUGGAAAGAUCGUAGAACAUGUUUAUGAAAUACAUUUUAGAGGUAGAUAAACAUUUGAUCUGUUGUUCAAAAUAAAAAUCCUUAAAGUUUUGCUAAACUG
Messenger RNA from Sinocyclocheilus grahami, 1830 nucleotides. RefSeq names its product tafazzin-like. Gene Ontology annotation, cellular component: mitochondrial membrane. The transcript has 11 exons. Gene Ontology annotation, molecular function: 1-acylglycerophosphocholine O-acyltransferase activity. Bases 81 to 869 code for a protein of 262 amino acids. Lineage: Eukaryota; Metazoa; Chordata; Actinopteri; Cypriniformes; Cyprinidae. Gene Ontology annotation, biological process: inner mitochondrial membrane organization; cardiolipin acyl-chain remodeling. The record is from RefSeq and is a predicted model, not a curated record.